Silurus meridionalis is the source of this 2278-nucleotide messenger RNA. It is a transcript of the gene fam89a, whose product is annotated as family with sequence similarity 89 member A. Lineage: Eukaryota; Metazoa; Chordata; Actinopteri; Siluriformes; Siluridae. Bases 330 to 848 code for a protein of 172 amino acids. The record is from RefSeq and is a predicted model, not a curated record. The transcript has 2 exons.
UAAGGAAACCGGAAGUGGCAUGUCCGGAUUGCAGAGAUUUCGCAGCUCGGUGGAAGAAGUAAGAGGGAAAGAAGAAAGCAGGGGUUUUUUUUAAUUGGAAUUUCCUCCACUUUGGAUCUUUGGCAAGUCAUAAAAAGAAAAUCUAAAUAUAUUUCGCUCUGAUUUUCGAUAAAAAUGGACGGAAAGAGCGCGGUGUGAGUGCGGGCUUGUUGUUUUUUGUGUGUGUCCCGUCAACAGUUUGGUUUUGUCGUAAAAAGCUGUCGUGGGUAUGCGCGUGAUCGUGUCUGAUUGUUGAUUAUUGAGGAUUAUUGAUUAUUGAUACUUUCAUCAUGAACGGAAAAUCGGCGAACGGUGCAGCGAGCGGAGCCCCGGCCUGCAUUGAGGGUCUGCCGCCGCUGCCGAAGAGCCUGAGCGGCCUACUGAACUCGAGCGGCGGAUCGUGGAGGGAGAUCGAGAGGAUGCACGCCAAGAAGGCCAUGAUCCAGGACGAUCUGCGGAGAGGAGCAGCUCCGGUGGACCGGGCCCUCGUGUCCAAACCGGCCAACCUGGACGCGGCCCUAGCUCUGCUCCGGAAAGAGAUGGUGGGGUUGCGGCAGCAGGACAUGUCCCUUCUGUGCCAGCUCUGGUCCCUGCACGAGUCCAUCCAGGAGUACAAGGGCAGCUGUCAGGAGGCGGGGCCAGGGGGCGACGCCAUGGACAACGGCUUCUUCGACGAGGACGACGAAUUCUACACGGACUCCGGCGUGACACCCACCGAGACGCCGGACGAGAGUGAGGCGCCCCUGGCGCGCAACGGGACCUCCGAGGACACUUGGCUGCAUGAGUCAUCGUUCCGCAUUGCGAUUUGAGGACUGGGAAAAAAAUAUAGAGGGGCGGAUCCUCGACGCUGCUUUUUUUUUUUUUUUUUUUUUUUCUUCUCGAUUGCCAGCAGAUUUUUUUUUUUUUCAUAGAAAUGUAAACCACAUUUAUUUAUUACUUAUUAUAUAAUACAGUAUAUAGCGGUUUUCUGGACACUUAAAAAUUUUAUAGGACUUUAUAUAUAUGAGGGGGUGGAGCUUAUCGCUAGUAUUUACACGUAUGCAAAAAAUUGCGUAUCAAAGCUCUUGUGUCGCGGGCGGACUUCCGAGCCGGAUCCUAAAUGCUGAAAAGACGAAAACACCAACUACGGUCAUGUCCUAUCCCGACAUGGAACACGGCUCUUUCGAGGACUCGGAUUCGGAAUUCCGGGGACUGGGAAUAUUUUCCCCAGGAGAGGACUGUACACGAUCGUAUUUUACGUAGCUAACCGAGCUUAUGCAUAUUAAUCCAGGUGCUAGGAAGACAUGCCUUAAUCACGUCACGUGUAUCAGUUACAUACGAGCUACUCUACGAUAUCGAUCGGAGGCGAACACGAAAACAAAACCAAAGAACGCCACGUUUGGGAAAAGGCGGAGCUGGGCGUUAAACACGAUCUAAACAGAAACCGUAAACGGAUCGAAAUUCUCAGAAGUAUGGCGGAUUUUUCCGGAAUUCGUACGAGCUUUCGUGAAGUAACAUCUGAAGCGUAAAAAAGAAAGACUGGAGAUUUCGGCUGUUUCUUCAUCAACCUGGCUUUGCUCCCGCCUCUUCUGCAUACCGAUUGGCUGCCAGGUGUGACCCAUUAACUAAUCAGAACGCUCCUGAUCCAUUCUGUUGCUGUAUCGCCCAGCUCUUAUCCACAUAAAGCGUCGUUUACGUUUCAUCGUUCCAGUGUAUAUUCAGUCUUGUGUGCUGAGAAAAAAAGGUUUUUUUUUUUAUUUUUUUAUUAUUUUAAAUUUUUUUUUUUUUUUUAGUUAAAAGGACCUGAGGAAACUUUUUUAAAUUAUGGAGGUCGUAAAAAAUUUAGAUUUCUACAGACAUGUCUCUGAGGUCGUAUCAGAUAAAAACAUAAAAAAAAUAUGACAAGGUGAAAAAGGAGAAACAUUUCUUCUCUAGUGUAUCGCAAAAAAAAUCCCUUUUUUAAUUUUUGUUAUUAUUAUUAUUUAGUGGAACUCCUCUGUAGAGGCUUAAAUCAAUCAAUUUAUUAAAUAAAGAUAUAAAUGAAAGGGAAGGGAAGAAGCUAGCUUAAUAAUGUAUUAUUAUUAUUAUUAUUAUUAUUAUUAUUAUUAUUUAAAAAGAAAUAAUUCUCCCUGUUUGUGUUUGGAUUAUAUGCAUUUAAAAAGGUUAAAAAAUAAAUAUAUAUAAUUAAUGUAUUUUAAUUUUAAUAUAUAUUUUAGAAAGUUUUUUUUUUUUUGUCAGGUAUCUGGUUUUGAGUUAGAAA